AUGUCUAAUGACACUCAAAUAUACUCAGCCAGGUACUCGAAUGUGCCGGUGUUUGAAUUCGUCACUUCAGAAGGUCCAAUCAUGCGACGCAAACUGGACUCGUGGAUCAACGCUACACACAUUUUGAAAAUUGCAAGGUUGCCCAAGGCCAAGCGAACACGAAUCUUGGAAAAGGACGUCCAGACUGGUAUACACGAAAAAGUGCAAGGUGGCUACGGCAAGUACCAGGGAACCUAUGUCCCGUUGGAGUUGGGCGAGAUAAUUGCUCGCAAUUACGACGUUUACGAAGUUUUGAAACCGAUUUUCGAUUUCAAGUACAUUGAAGGAGAAACUGCAACUCCGCCACCUGCUCCAAAACAUAACCACGCUAGUGCGUUGAACAUGGAGAAACGACAAGCAAUUUUGAACAAAAAGGAAGUGCAGCUUUUGAAAGCGCAACGACAGCCGAAACUUAAACGCACGGGCACAAAUAACAAUUCCAGUGGCGGCGAGCUGCUGGAUCUAGUGCCGGCCAGGAAAAGAGGACGACCCAAGGGCUCGACCUUGAGCUCGACUCCCAGUCUACAACACUCGGAUACGGUGCCGAUUGAUCCACUGAGGAUGAUAUCGAGACCUGGCAACGUGCAAGGUGGCGCGGCCUCGACUAUGGAUUUGAAGCAGGAGGAUUUGGCGAGUGUAGGCACAGAUGAAGACGACGAUGACGAUGAACUGGACCGUAAUGGAGCCGGGCCAGGGUUGAGAAGACCUACUUUACUCAAUGGCGAGUUUGAAACUCAGCCUGAUUUACUUACAAGUAAGGAGUUGUUUGGUGUUUCGAGACACUCGUUUGAGAAAAACAAUAAUAACCAUAUCCAUCCUAAUCAUCCCAAUCAUCCUAAUCACCAUAAUCAACACAGCCUUACUCAGCUUAGCCAUAACAGCCAUGGCCAUAAUUUGAAUGGACAUGCCCACGCCACGGACCUUUUACAACCUUAUCAUCAACCUAGCAUAAACUUGUCCCAAGAGAACCAAAUCUACAUUGACUAUUUCCAGAGUCUACUCUCGUAUUUCUUGGAGGACGACGGAAACAAGGUGCGGCCAAAUGUGCUACCUGAGAGGAUUCUCAAUCCACCCCAGCCAAUAUCCAAGAUUCACAUCAAUCAAGCCAUUGACAAUGACAGCAAUACGAUUUUACACUGGGCCUGCUCCAUGGGCAACCUUGCCAUCAUCAAGUUUUUGUUGGAACGGUUCGGCAAGGAGAUCAACUCGGACGUGCGCAACGGCAACGGCGAGACCCCCUUGAUGUUUUUGGUUAAAUUCAACAAUUGUUACGAGUUGGGCAAUUUCAAAGACAUUUUAAACAUUUUAAAAGACUCGCUUAUCUUGGUUGACGCCAAUGGGAAAACCGUGCUACACCACAUUGUCGAACUCAAGAAGGAGAAAAACUCCGCUUACUAUCUAGAAGAAUUGUUCAACAGCUUGCUAGGUGGGCAAAACGACGAUGGGGAAGUAGGGUUGAGCGAAGAUAGGGCUGAGUUUGUCCACAAAUUAAUAAACCACCAAGAUUCAGAUGGGAACACGGCAUUCCACAUUGUUGCAUUUAAACUCAGCAAAAAGCUCAUCAAGUUGUUUAUCAACCACCACAAGUUCAUCAACCUCGGGUUGAGGAAUCUAGUCUCGUGCACCGUUGAGGACUACUUGGCAUCGCACAACUAUGUUCUUCGAUUGGACCAAGGUCUGGACCUCGAAGAUGAGGAAAUUGCCAAUGCCGAUGAGAAAUUGAUACGGCAGGAUAUCAUCGAAGAUAACCCACUUAGGACGCAUUCCUUCAAUGCCCAGAUCAACAACUCCAAGAUUGCGCUUAAUCUAUUCAACAACACCGCUAAUGAACUCACGGAGAAGAUGACUCAGUUGUCGUACUUUAUCAACCAAGAACUCAAAGAGAAAGACGAGCUUGUUCUCACGUAUUUCAAGAUCUUGAACCGGGUCAAUGAGAUCAAAUUGUCGUCCCAGCGCGAUAUCUUGGCGUUGUUCAAGUUGGAGCACUUGAUUGAUGACUUGCAAGAUACGCAGAGCCCCAUCCCCAUCAAGACGGAGCUGUUUGGUCAAGAAAGCCAAGCCACCACCGCGGAAAACAUUGUAGACACAUAUAACCUCAAUUUUGAAAAAAAUCAGAUUAUCCAGGAAGAGAUAUACCGCUUGAUUAAUGAUCUCACGUUUCAAAUUUUGCACAAGCGGGAAGAAUUGUUGAAUGUUUUGAAAACGUAUAUGAAUGUGAGGGAGUUUAGCAUUGCGCGGGACCUAGAACAACUCGCUUCGGAAUGCAUCAGUUCGAGCGCAAGCGAGAAUGAGAAUGAGAAUGAGCAUGAGCAUGGUGAUGGGAAUGGCAAUGGAGAUGACAAGAGUGAAGCGUUCAGAUUGACGAGGGAACUCCAUGAGGAAAUUGCGAAAAAGAGACUGUUGGUGAAUCAGAUUAUGAUUGAAACAAGACACGUUCCACUCCCGCCCAAGGUCAAACCGGAAAGCAAUGGCCAAAACGGGGGACCUCGCAAUGAGAAUAACUCGAUUAUUGAGAAAUACGCUGCUGAUCCACAGAGUAAAUUGAUCAAGUAUUGCAAGUUGAUUUCGUUGAGCUGUGGCAUGAAAUUCGAUGAAGUUGAACAGAAUAUCGAUUCUAUCGAACAGAGUUUGCUGAGAAAGUGA
Messenger RNA from Lodderomyces beijingensis, 2682 nucleotides. Lineage: Eukaryota; Fungi; Ascomycota; Pichiomycetes; Serinales; Debaryomycetaceae. The record is from the annotation of a GenBank genome assembly.